GUUCCGUAACAAAUCAGUCUAACAUUGCACGGUGUUCGUUUCGUUUGUACUGAAAUACCAAUAUUUAGGCCAAACACUUUGCCGACGUAGGACUGUUCCUUUGUUGUUUGUGUAUGUUGUUCAACAUCAAACUUAGGUCAAAAAGUUACAAAAAAAUCUUCAUUCCCUUGCUAAGGCAAGGAGACGUUCCCAAUCCAUUCAAAAAAUACAUUCAAUCCACCAGUGUUUUACGCUUUGAUUGUUUUUUUUUUUUUGUGUUUGUGCUUUGCCUUUAUUUGUCCAAUUAAAUUGACUUUGUCGCGACAACACAGUCCAGUCAGUGUGGUAAAUAAAAGCUAUAAAUGAAGAGAUCAUGGAAUUAUAAUAAAUCGUGUUCUAUUAACUGAACGAUAACGACAACUGAAAGAUAACACAUAUACACUGCACACCAGUUGAUCGUCUCAAAAGGAAAGCAAACGUACAAACUAAACAUUAAGCAAACACAAACACGAUUCAGUUUCGUUUAUUUAGUUCAACAUGAACAACAUAAAUCUAAUUGUGUCUGCUGUAUUACUCAUUACGACGUCAAUUCAAUGUACGUCAACUAAACAAAUUGUCGAAAGACACAAAUUUGUGAAGGAACAACGAUUCGAACCGAAUUGGGAAAGUCUGGACGCCAGAGUAUUACCAGAAUGGUACGACCAGGCGAAGGUAGGAAUUUUUAUUCAUUGGGGUGUUUAUGCGGUUCCUUCAUUCGGAUCUGAAUGGUUCUGGACGAAUUGGAGAACCAUCAACUCUUCCAGUUACAUUGAUUUUAUGCGGGAUAACUACAAACCUGGCUUUACCUAUCAAGAGUUCGCUAGGGAUUUCACGGGUGAACAUUUCAAUGCAACUGAAUGGGCGGAAUUGUUUGCUCAAAGUGGAGCCAAAUAUGUCGUUCUAACAAGUAAACAUCACGAUGGUUAUGCCUUGUGGCCUUCACGAUACUCGUUCAGUUGGAACUCUGUCGAUAUUGGUCUGCACAGGGAUGUUAUCUCCGAGCUUGCUGAAGCUGUUCGAGCAGAUAAUCGUUUGAGGUUCGGUCUAUAUCAUAGUUUGUUUGAAUGGUACAAUCCGAUGUAUAUUAGCGACAGAAGUAGUGACUUCGCACAAAAUGAAUUCGUGGAAAAGAAGAUCUUGCCGGAAUUAAAAGAGCUGGUAAUGACCUACAAACCGGAAGUGAUAUGGUCGGAUGGAGAAUGGGAAGCCUCUUACAAAUAUUGGAAUUCUACCGAUUUUCUUGCUUGGUUGUAUAACGACAGUCCAGUUGCGGACACGGUUGUUUCCAAUGAUAGAUGGGGUCAUGAGACGCUGUGUAAUCAUGGCGGUUUUUUCACCUGUCAAGAUCGUUUCAAUCCAGGUGUUUUGCAACCUCAUAAAUGGGAGAAUGCAAUGACCUUAGAUAAGCGUAGUUGGGGACACAGAAACAAUGCAAAAUUGGAGGAUUUCUUAACGUCCGAAGAGUUGAUUGAUCUGCUUGUGAUAACAGUCAGCUGCGGAGGAAAUAUUCUCGUUAAUGUUGGACCGGACAAGACGGGUAUCAUUCAACCAAUAUUUGCCGAACGACUACGAGACAUGGGAAAAUGGCUGUCUGUGAAUGGUCAAGCGAUCUACCAGUCGCAGCCUUGGAUUUAUCAAAAUGAUACAAGAACACCCGAUGUCUGGUACACGUCAACCUCCACACCAGGGGCUCAGAGGAUGAACGUGUAUGCGAUUGUGUUGGAAUAUCCAUUUGAUACAGAGAAUGUGGAAUUAUUUUCGCUGUUUGGUAGUACAGAUGAAAGCACAGUGAUUAGUUUGUUGGGAUAUCCUCAUGCGUUGGAGUGGGAAACGACCAGCAAUUCGGUGAUUAUUACCUUCCCCAACAAGGCUCAGUUGGACAAAAGAGGUUUGAAUCUGGCCUGGACUUUAAAAAUAGACAUUCCAGCGCCGUGAGAUUGGGUUAAGUGGAAUAACUUAAUGUCUUUUUACCAAAUUUUAUCGAUAAUUUUCAAAUAAAAAUUUCUUGUGCAGACUACCGUC
Molecule: messenger RNA, 2040 nt
Organism: Bradysia coprophila
Lineage: Eukaryota; Metazoa; Arthropoda; Insecta; Diptera; Sciaridae
Product: putative alpha-L-fucosidase
Biological process (GO): fucose metabolic process; glycoside catabolic process
Cellular component (GO): lysosome
Molecular function (GO): alpha-L-fucosidase activity
Source: RefSeq, a predicted model, not a curated record